AUGCGUAAGCGUAAGCAUGGAGACGAAUUUUCAGACGCUUUUAACGAAUUUGCCAAGGAGAUGAUGGGCACUCUUAACAUUUGGAAAACUGAAUUAGAGGAAAAAUUUACUGAAGUCAAUGAGAACGUUUCUAACGUCAUUCAGAAAGAUCUCGCCAAGUUAACUGAAACAACGAUGUCAUUAAAAGAAGAGCUAAAUAGUGUACGCAAGGAAUACUGCGAAAUGAAAUCUUCCAUACAAAAAAUAAGCUCAAGACAAUGCGAAAUGUCUGAAGAAAUUAUUUCGUUGCAAAACUCCGCUCAGUUUAGCAGUGACCAGCUUGAUGAUAUCAAUGGCAAGAUAGAAAGCCUUACGCAAGAAGCGAAGAAAGCGAAUCUCUUGGAGACGGAAGUCAAAGAUCUAAAAUACCAAAAUAAGGCACUGAAACUAGAAAUGAACGACAACAAUCAAAGGGACCGCAUCCUUAACCUUGAGAUAAUAGGCAUCCCUGAACAAUCAAAUGAAAACCUAAUGAACAUUAUAUGUGCUUUGCUUAAAAAAGUUGAUGACAAUAUCACUCCAGACGAAAUUGAGCGAGCUCAUAGAGUUACACCAAAAAAUAAAGUUCAGGGACGUCCACGAGUGGUAAUCGCCAAACUUAGAUCUCGAAUGCUGAAGGAUACUAUCAUCUCUAAAUCCCACUACUGUGGAGGUUCGAUAUUAGACGUUAUCAACUUGACCAUAGGGACAUAG
Molecule: messenger RNA, 732 nt
Organism: Plutella xylostella (diamondback moth)
Lineage: Eukaryota; Metazoa; Arthropoda; Insecta; Lepidoptera; Plutellidae
Source: RefSeq, a predicted model, not a curated record